Microthlaspi erraticum is the source of this 516-nucleotide messenger RNA. Lineage: Eukaryota; Viridiplantae; Streptophyta; Magnoliopsida; Brassicales; Brassicaceae. The record is from the annotation of a GenBank genome assembly.
AUGGAUGUCUCAGGAAGCUUGACUUGCGUUGUCGUGGCGGUGGAUGGAAGCGAGGUGAGUAUGGAAGCUCUGAGGUGGGCUCUGGACAACCUUAAGCUCUCAUCGUCUUCUCCGGAUUCAUCAUUCGUCCUCCUCCACGUUCAGCCUUCUCCUUCUGUCGCCGCCGGCGUAAGCCCUGGAACCAUACCUUUCGGUGGUCCCAGUGGUCUCGAGGUUCCUGCUUUCACCGCUGCAAUCGAGCAACACCAGAAACGGAUCACUGAUACCAUCCUCGAACACGCUCGUCAAAUUUGUGCUGAUAAAUCUGUGAAUGUGAAAACCCAAGUGGUUGUUGGGGAUCCCAAGUAUAAGAUCUGCGAAACAGUAGAGAAUUUGCAGGCUGAUCUGCUUGUUAUGGGUUCAAGGGCUUAUGGACGCAUUAAAAGGAUGUUUUUGGGAAGUGUAAGCAACUACUGCACCAACCACGCGCACUGUCCUGUUGUGAUCAUUAAACCCAAAGAGGAUUCUACGGAGUAA